Mizuhopecten yessoensis (Yesso scallop) is the source of this 2087-nucleotide messenger RNA. Its product is annotated as solute carrier family 23 member 2-like. The transcript is spliced from 13 exons. Gene Ontology annotation, biological process: transmembrane transport. Gene Ontology annotation, molecular function: transmembrane transporter activity. NCBI's taxonomy places the organism in Eukaryota, Metazoa, Mollusca, Bivalvia, Pectinida, Pectinidae. Gene Ontology annotation, cellular component: membrane. The coding region runs from base 243 to 2063 and encodes 606 amino acids. The record is from RefSeq and is a predicted model, not a curated record.
UGCAGUUAGGUAUCAACGCUGUGCAAAGCAGUUAUUUGAUUGUUUUCUUUGCCAGACAUGGUCUAGGUAACGGAUACAGGAACGCUUAAAUGGGACGUGUCCUUUUAAGACUCUAAAUCAACGAAUCAAACUAGUCCACUGACAUCAUACAUAAGGUGGUGCAUACAGAGCCUUCAAUUUUGUAUAGCUGUUAAUGCUGAAGGAAAGUUAUCCUCUAAACGAAAUUUGGAAGUAUUGAUAGGAUGGAGGACAAUAAAACAAAUGGAAAUACAAUGACAUCAAAGGAGGAUAUAAUGCUGAUGGAAAACGAAGACACCACCUGUAAAGCUGAAGUCGAGUCUGACUCCAAAACACCCGAACAACUGCUCUAUAAAAUCACUGAUAACCCGCCAAUAUACAUGUCUAUCUUCUUCGCUUUACAGCAAGUACUACUAUCCUUGUCAGGAUCACUGGCGAUCUCGACAUUCGUUGCAGAUGUCGCCUGUGCAUCCGAUUUCCCAGACAUCAAGACUGACCUCCUCAGUUCCACUAUGUUUAUGAAUGGCGUAACGACUCUCCUGCAAGUCACACUUGGUAUCAGAUUACCUCUUUUCCAAGGAGCCACCUCUGUGUAUGUUAUACCCCUACUGGCCUUGCAGCGUCUCGAUACAAAUUUCUGCAGUGUCCAAGGGUUUAGUCCGAGUGCUACAAAUGAAAGUGCAACUUCAAAUAUGACAUCUACCUAUGAAAUGGAAAGUAAACGAAGACUCGCUUUCUUCAGAUUGCAAGAGUUUCAGGGGUCCCUAAUCCUUGUCGGUAUCAUCCACUGUCUUGUUGGACUCACGGGCACUGUAGGAUUCCUAAUGAAGUUCAUUGGACCUGUGACCAUUGUCCCUACCAUCCUAGUAGGCGGGAUUUUCAUAUCCAGGUCUUCGAGUAAAUUUGCUAAAGCACACUGGGGAAUAUCCGCUGUGACAGCAUGCACAUCAAUACUUCUGUCACUGUAUUUAAGUAAGGUGAAUAUGCCAUGUCCAGCUUGGUCAAGGAAGAAGGGUUUCCACGUGUAUUGGUACCCAUUACACAGAGUGUUCGCGAUCCUCAUUGGAAUGCUUGUGGGCUGGGCAAUGGCGGCCGUGAUGACAUACGCCGGGGCACUAACUGAUAACCCUAAUGAGGCUGAGUUUCUGGCCAGGACGGACGCUAGGGCCGGCAUCAUCACUGAUGCCACUUGGUUUCGCGUGCCUUAUCCAAAUCAAUUUGGCGCCCCCAUGGUCAAUGUUGGAUUCUUCGUUGCCUUUUUGAUCGGCACAAUAGUGUCAAUCCUAGAUUCUAUUGGCGACUACAAUGCGUGCGCACGGAUUUGCAAUGUACCCCCACCCGUAGCGCAUGGGAUAAACCGUGGGAUCGCGGUGGAGGGGAUCUGCAGUGCAUUAUCGGGGGCAAUUGGAUGUGGACACGCAACAAGUACUAUUGGUGCUAACAUUGGUGCUAUUGGCGUUACCAGAGUAGCCAGUCGAAACGUGUUCCUUUGGGUCGGUCUGAUCUACAUGCUAUUUGGUAUGGUGGGAAAAGUGUCAGCCGUAUUCAUCACAAUGCCCUAUCCGGUCCUAGGAGGCGCCAUGAUUAUCAUGUACGGCAUGUUUAACGGAAUAGUUCUAUCAAACCUCCAUUCUGUCUCGCUUUCGUCCACCCGUAAUCUAGCGAUCAUCGGGAUCGCCAUCUUGGUUGGUCUAAUGGUACCCUAUUGGCUGGAGAAAAAUCCACAUGACAUCAACACAGGUAAUGCUUACUACGACAGUAUAAUUAAGAACCUGCUCGCCAAUCCUAACCUGUGCUGUGGAAUCCUAGCAUGCUUUCUCGAUAACACUGUUCCAGGAACUAUAGACGAAAGAGGGAUUGGCGGUUGGCUGAAGCCUUACGAAGUUCAGCGUAGCCAGUACAGUGAGGGACAGGAGGUAUACAUGCCUCUCAUUCCCAAAAAGUGGCUGUCCAAUAAAAUCAUGCGCUACAUACCGUUCUGUCCAUUUCAAUCUCGCAAACUGGAAAAUGGUAAUACUAAUGGUGAUACACCAUCCUUAAUUUAGUAUGAGUAAUCCAAUCAGUUAAAC